Miscanthus lutarioriparius is the source of this 333-nucleotide messenger RNA. NCBI's taxonomy places the organism in Eukaryota, Viridiplantae, Streptophyta, Magnoliopsida, Poales, Poaceae. The record is from the annotation of a GenBank genome assembly.
AUGAACCAGACCCUCGUGAAGGACCUCAACGGGGAGUGCCAGAGUAACCCCAGUGUGAACCAAGACUACAAGACCCCUGACGACCUGGACAGCCAGUACUACCAGAACGUGGUCGACAACGACGCGCUCUUCGACUCGGACGCUGCGCUUACCAACUCCACAGACACCAACGCACUGGUGGAUACCUACAGGACUAACUUGAUGAACAAGUGGGAGAAGGACUUUGGGGAAGCCAUGGUGAAGAUGGGCAAAAUCAAUACCAAGACCAAAGGCGACAAGGGCGUCGAGAUAAGGAACCAAUGCUGGACUUACAACGCGCCUCCCAACUACUGA